ACCUGACCUGAUUAGUGACCGCAAUGUCGUGUCGCAUCACCACAAUCUUGAGGUCUGAGGUGGUGCAACUCCACUCUGACUCACGUCCAAGAAGAAUCACCGGUCGCCUCGCUGUCGAACGCUGAUCCUUCCCUUCCAGUCACGAAAGCCCUGAAUGAUGGGCUUCUGAGGGCCACACUGUGCCCAGCUUUGGCAAAAGCAGCGCUGCGAGCCGGUCCCACCACCCCUUGGAGCAACAGUGUGCCGACCUUCACUAGCAUCGCAUCGAUUCGCUGGUCUCGCUGACGAUUCAGAACAGCUCGGCAGCAUGGCGUCAACUUCCACGCCUUCUUCAUCGCGCAUUCCAGUCGAUCUCACGCAGAAUCAGCCUCAUCGACGCCCUCAUCACUUUAGACGCAUCUACCUCGGCCCCACGCCCGUUUCCAGCAACGCUGCAGCCUCGCUAGCAGCGGCCAUCGCCGAAGAUGCGACAGUAAAUGAGCCUUUGGGCUUGGGAGUGGUAAAGUCGGAGCCCGCUGCUGGUGGCACAGCGAACCAGGACAUCGUCGAGCCGCUACUACCACCGCAUUUAGAUCUCCCUCCAACAUCUCCGCCGCACUCGCACGGUCGCAAAGCGAUCCACGAUGUGCCGGGCUUUGUGCGCAAUCGCGAUGACCCAUUCAGCGGCGAGGUGGAGGCGAGGGAUCUGGCUCGCGACCGUGUGCGGGGACUGACUGGCGACCGAGGGGAGGAGCUAGGCCAGCAUCCAAGCUCCGGACCCUCCACCCUUCGACCUCCUCGUUCUCGCGAACGAGAAGCGUCUAGCGAGCGGAGUGUCUCGCAACGCCGCGCAAGUCCUCACGAUCUGUCGCCGUUGACCGUGUCGCACCCUGGCAUCGCUCAUUCGACGUCCCAGGCUGCCCGUAAUCGUCAGCACCUGGCUCGAGAGGCAUCUGCGGUCAGCUUUGCCAGCGCCAAGUCCCUUCCGGAUAGCGUAUUGUCCGAGGGCGACGCAUUAGCCAGAGCAAGAAAGGGCAAGGGCAGGCUCGACGAGUCUCAAGAUGCUCUUCAUCUCGAGGAUACCAACGGUUGGAGCAAGAAUACGGAGAGUAGCACCUCAUGGGGCAGGUCGGCUCGAGAUCGAAAAGGAAUAGGCUCUGUGGAGGGCGAAUUGGAUGAUCAGGUCGCGCAGCAAGCCAAGCGCCGCCUUUCCUUCGACCUUCCGGAAGGCAUCGUGCUAGCUAGAAGGGGACGCUCUGAAAGCGCUGCAGCCGGAAGUCAUCUUCGCGAAGCGAGCGAGCCUCCCCUCGCUCUGCUGGACGUCUCCGUGGCAGAGGCAGACGAGACCAUCGAUCACACCAGCGAGACUGGCACUCUGAAAGCUCCGAGCAUUCGCAAUGGAAGCUCAUCGCAGGAAGCCACGCCGAGAGCGGAAAGUGCUGCAAGGCUUGCCCCACUGCAUCAACUACAUGCCAUCGCCCAUGCGACGCCCCUCUCUGAGCGGACGACCGGCUCAUUGCAAGACUUGGCGCUGGGUCGAAAGGCUUCAGAUCGCUCCUUGUCUACAUUCAAAGGCUCCGUGCCACGCAGUCGCAGGAGCAAGAACUCCCUGCGGCACAUUGCAUCAGCAUCUGGCAGCCUCACGCGUUACGAGGCACGUAGGCUGUCCAAAGCGAGCGUAGGCAGCCAACACGACGCGGAUGCGAGUGCGCACGACCCAACGGCUCCGUCGUCAUUUCGCCCCAACGAAGAGGUCGAAGACGCAUCGCCUUUCGAGCGACGACUCCCGAAGCAAAGAGACGGCUCUCGAGCCAGAGCUCACAUCGCUGCCGAGACUAGCUAUCCGCCACGAAGACGAAGCGCCUCGUACGCCAGAGGGCAUCCAAGGGAAUUUUCACGAGCUAGCAAGAUGAGUCGGGCAAGUACUGUCGGAACGCUGGGCAGCUUUGGCUCGCACGGUACGCGAUUCACCGAAGGCUCAUUCGGAGCUACUGGAGGGUUUCGAGCAAAGCUUGUGGCCUUUUUUGGCGGUAGGAGCAGCGCAACGAGCGCGCGAGAAAGUGCAGCACGAAGGAGAUCCGCUUCAUUUGCUGCAUUGGCUCGGGGUAAACCUGGGCAGGUCGGCACGAGCGCAGGAGGCACUAAAUGGGUAGGAGGCAGCUUCGAAGUCGGUCGUCGAUUCCAAGAGGUCCUGAAUGCUCGCCAAGCCGUUUUGGGCGCAUCCUUGUUGGACCAUGCAUCAGAUGACUCUGCCAGCGUCGAGGACACGUCGCGGAAGGAGCAGCGGCCAGAGCGAGAUGGCGCGACGCGCGAUUCCCAGUCAAAGCACACUACGGACAACAUUUCUCGCAGCCCUUCGGAUGUUCUUUCAACUUUUGCGCAUCAAGCGCAAGGUUCGGCAGACGACAAACAGGUCAAUGGAGUUGGGCAGACUGACGGCAAGCUCGCGGACGAUACAUUUCGGAAAGCGCAGCUCACCGUCACGGAAGCGAGCCCUGCUGAGGAUAAAGCCACCGAGAGUACAACGAGGCCAAUGCCUAGCGGAAAAGAGACCAUCAACGAGAAGCUACGGAAUGCAUCUGACACGCCAAAUACAACGCCGACCAAGAGGAGGCCAAUUCAUUCGAGCAACUCAGCCGUGUCAUUACUGAGUGUUCCGCACACCAAAGGUGCUGACCACGAAUCGCAAUUCACCAUCGAAAGCAGGCACGGCUGGAGCGAUGUCGUCAGUUUCAUGAGCGCAAAUUCCAGCUUGGGCAGCGACAACCGUGUCGCUUCGCCUACAUUUGGAAGCAUGGCAGAGCGCAGUCGGCGAGCUCUCGAGAAUGGUCUUGGCAGCAUCGAGGCUUUUCGUGCGCGCCAGGCUGAAAGGAGAGCUGCGAGAAAGGACCUUGGUCCUGCUUUGUCCAGAGACGCGAUACGAGAAGCGAGCACCUCCUCGGGCACCGACGUCAGCUUGUCGCAGGCCGCCCUUGGCAAGCCGACAUCGCAAAUGGAGUGGUCCAGUGCUCAAGAAGACCUCGUGAUGGUUCACGUGCAGAAUGAGGAGCAGACGGAAGCCAUCGCCACGCCCCCAGCAGCCCCAUUCGAGGCGCAGCAGCAUCCACAGCCACCCAUCAAAGCUGAUGAGCUGUUUCCCGAGGCGGCGCACAAUCUCUUGAGAAGACAAAGCUUUCAAGGUGUACGCGUAGACGGCGUCAAGCCUGAGACAGCCAGCGAUCAUGAGGUCGUCGUACAGGGCACGCCCACAUCCGCAGGCGAUCGUGCGCCAGAUGCCAUCGAAUCCAGAGCGCUCAGCACGGCUGGUAGCACGUUGUUGGGAAGUGAAAUUGCAGUCGCUGAUAAUCGCGAUCCGCGCCUCCGCACCGUGAGCACGCUCAGUGGGGACACGAAAGCGUACGCAGGCUCUCACGACAGUCGUCCUCACACACCAAAGAAGGCAAAGGGGCCCAAGGAUUUGGGUGUCGUUAGCGCAGGGCAGGUGUACGAAACGGCAUUGAACUCGACCGUGGACGUGCACCCGUCGCCGCGGAAGACGGUACAAUUUGAAGGCGGCGCGAGACCUAACGUGACAGGACGCAGCCUCAGCACCUCGCUCUUCACUCGAAAUGGUCCAAAUGCCGAGGUCAAGCUCACACCCUCUGCGAACGGGAGGAUUGCGCGUCCACCAUCCGGCGCUACUGAGCCUGUCCCUCCCGAAGAGGUCCUCUCGAGACCAGGCUCUUUUGAAAAUCGCAGGUCGACGCCUGUGCAUAGCGGAAGCACGACUCCGACCGAAGCAAUGACAACACCACGCUCCGAAUUGAAGCGCGACAGGAUGCUGGUCAAGAUCGGUUGGACGCCCUCUGCGGAUUUGCCGGCAGAUCUUGACGAGAAUUCUGCGAGAAAGUAUGCUGUCUAUAGCGAUCCGUGGCGAGAGUACAUGGUUGUACUGCGUCAUGCCAGACUUGAAAUUUGGGACGACCCUACUUUCAUGUCGAAAGCGACUGGUCAUGCGAGCCGCCUCGACUUGCAUCAGAUCGUGCCCCUACGGCGUGGCUCUACCUGCAUGUCCCUCUUCUCGCCCGUGGACCGAAUCUUUGCCAUUCACUAUCAACACGACGUCAAUGGGCACCGUGGUAAGCUCCAUCUGCGCCGCUCACCCACUCACGUCCUCCUCUUUGAUACUCGCGCGCGGAGCGUUGCGACGGACUGGAUGUGGGAAAUCUGGCGCGAACUUGGCGGACUGAUCCCCGAGAGCCUAGACGUCCACAUACCUGCUUUGGAUGGCAAAGUGCGCAUCCCUGUCCCGGAUGAGGUUCCAUGUCAUUCGGCUAGCAGCGUUCAGGCCCUUGAGCUGCCAGGCAACGGGCAGCUGGUCAUGCAUAGCUCUGGCUCGGUGCGAAGUGCUGGAGAAGGGUUCAAGCUCAUCAGCCGCAACAACCUGGUUAGAACCACUCUCAGUCUUGUACUCAAGCAGUCGGACUGGAAAGACCUCGUCGAAGUUGUCUUCAGUAUGGGUCUACAAUUCGAGCUUGCCUGGCGUCAUGGCACAACUCUUGAUUGGAUCACAGAAUCCACAACUGUGCAAGGAGAUGCGCGCGAUUGGGCAGUCUUGUCAGGCUCAGUGCUGAGACAGGCGUGCCAGAUCCCUGCCCUGGAGCUGCGUGCAGGGAUGCACUACCCAACUAACACUACCACGGCAGAUGGACGCGAGAUCGAAGAGCCGCCUGCAGUCGAAGGCUACCUCUGGCGCGUCAAGCCGGUGUCUGGCGCUUUGACGCGGAUCUACGUCACCACCCAUGACGGACACAUCUUCGUCUGCCGCCCCUCACGCGCCUUCCCUCCUGAUCGCCACCUCGCCACUGGACCGCAGAAGGUGCUGGAGGCGACUGCGUUCCAGCGGCGGCCGUUGCCGCGACGGAGUCAAGAUCCCAGAGGAGUACAGCAGCGCACAAGGAAACGAGACAAGCCUCGACGGGCUCUCGACAAGGUGCUAGGUCGAGACAAACGCCUCACCAGGGAUGAAAGCAUGGACGAACUUCGAGAACAAGUGAUGAGCACUGCUGCUAUUGCUGCAGCUGGCGAGGAUGCUGUCACUGCGCAGCGUUUGGCGUACCAAGCCUUCGAACGCCGUCGCCAAUUCGAACAGAUCAGCAAAGCCGAUGGCUACGUCGACCUCCGAGAUAUACGCGUCAUCAGAUGCGUCGGCACGGGUCACCAGCGCCGGCCAAGUACCGAUAUGUGCGCAGAUCCGCACGAGCUGCCAAAAGAAGGAGCCGAGGCUGUCAAGCUCGCAGCCCGCGAGCAAGAUACAACACUCAUCGAGCGUCAUGAUGCAGAUGGGGACGAGGAAGAAGCUCCUGCACUUUCGCCAGUACAGAUCGAUAUUGGCGGCGAGGAAGGUCUAGCGGCUGCUGCGGAUCGCAACGCAUUGCGCCGGUCCCGACAGUUCGAGGUCAUCAUGGCCAACGGUCGUACCACGCGCUUCGAAGCAUACAGCGCAUCCAUCGCCAAAGAAUGGGUCGAGCGGCUGGCCUGUCUGGCACAGUACUGGAAACGUCGUGAAAAAGCGGAUGCCAUCGAGCUGAUGCAUGUUAGCGGAUACAAUCCCUCGAUGAUGAGGAAAAGGCGCGGUCGGCAUCACGAUGAAGACGCUGCGGCUGGUGAGGCCGUGCUCGGGCAGGAAGCGGACUCUGAUCACGUCUCGCCGUUGUUGGGAACCACUUGGAAUUGGUGCAUGCUAGAAGGGUGUCGCGGCAUCAUUAGAGCCGGACGCUUGUUUCACAAACGCAAAGCGUACACGUCGUUUAGCAGCAGAUACUACAUCCUCAUUGCUGGCAGACUGUUGAGCUACAAGAUCGUCACUUCGCAUCGUACAGCAAGAGACCGACAGAACGCAGGCAUCUUCCACAAGCGACAAGAGACCGUUGUCCAUUUGCGCGAUGCGUACAUCUAUAGUGGAAAGUUGACGGAAGAAAUGCUGACGAAUGGUCGCACCGAGGGAGCUGGAGCGGUAAGCGGUGGCAAUGCCGCGAAUGUCGGCGAACGGCAUCGCCUGCCUCGCGUGUAUCGCGAUGGAUUGUUGACUGUCGACGAGGACGAGGAUUGCACAAUGGUUGUGCGAUACAGGCCUCAGCGCUUGCAGCACGCCGUUGAUCCUCACAGCCACGUCCAGCCCCGAGAUGGGACCGCAGUCACUACUGCUGCAAUGGGAACCAGCAUGACGACCAAUUCGGCCACUGUGGACCACGCAACGCAGCCAGCAGUCGCCACCGCGGUGCCAAUGCUGAGUGAUGCGUCUCACAAUCACCUGGUCCUCCGAGCCAGGUGCAAGCUCGAGCGCGAUUUGUGGGUGCACGCCAUUUCUUGUGAGAUUGAGCGCCUCGUGCGCCAGGACAAGGAACGAGAGGAUCGCCUGCGCAUGGCUGGUAAGACGCCAUACAAGCCUAACCGGUAGAACGCGACUUAGCUACACGCUCCAUUUGUCCUGCCUGCACUGCUGCCCACCCCCACCUCAACAAAGCACAUCACUUACUCACGACUACCAUACAAAUGAUCAACUCAUCACAUUUUACUUGCAUGUAUACCCGCUGCCCAAAUCUUGAUGUCACUCUUGCCGUAUUUGAAAGCCGAAGCUACGCGUC
Molecule: messenger RNA, 6605 nt
Organism: Ceraceosorus guamensis
Lineage: Eukaryota; Fungi; Basidiomycota; Exobasidiomycetes; Ceraceosorales; Ceraceosoraceae
Exons: 3
Coding region: 308-6418 (2036 amino acids)
Biological process (GO): ascospore-type prospore membrane formation; protein localization to prospore membrane
Cellular component (GO): prospore membrane
Source: RefSeq, a predicted model, not a curated record